Aspergillus pseudotamarii is the source of this 867-nucleotide messenger RNA. Its product is annotated as class I SAM-dependent methyltransferase. Lineage: Eukaryota; Fungi; Ascomycota; Eurotiomycetes; Eurotiales; Aspergillaceae. Bases 1 to 867 code for a protein of 288 amino acids. The transcript is spliced from 9 exons. The record is from RefSeq and is a predicted model, not a curated record.
AUGGAUAUCACUCUCACUGAUUCGGAAUCUGUGAUCGAGGAUGUAUUUUCGCCUGAUAGUUUAUCUACAACGGAUAGCUUGUCGUCCAUAGACGAAGAAAAAGAAAGUGACACGGAUACUGUAGAGAUAAUACAGAGGAACGGAAGAGAAUACUAUGGGGAACAAUUAGACCGAUAUCCUUGGCCCACGGACUUAGAAGCGCGGGGUCGACAGUGUGAUAUGCAUGACAUUGCGCUUGCCCACUUUGACGGACAUCUCUUCCAUGCUCCGAUUGUUGAAGAACCAGAGAAGGUCCUUGAUAUCGGUACGGGGAUCGGAGCUUGGGCAAUUGACUUCGCGGAUGUAUUUAGACACUCAACGGUAACUGGCAUAGACUGGAUCUAUGUACAGGCUGAUUUAGGCACUCCGAACGUCAAUUUUGUUCUUGACGAUUUUGAAUGCUCUAAGUCAGGAGCCUGGGUCGAGUUUGGCGAUUGGGUUGUAGAGGUCCAAGACCUAAACGGCCCAGUCCAUCAGUGGUAUACUGAUUUACAACGCGCUCUCGGCCAAUAUGGAUAUAACAUGGAAUUACCUGCUAUGUACGAGGAUGCAAUGCAGGAAAAAGGCUUUGGUCAUAUCACCCUCUUAAAUCACCGAAUCCCCAUGUGUCUCAAUGAUCCCACCCACACGAUUACAUCUACGGCACUUCUACAAUGUUGGGCCCAAAGUCUAGAGGACCUGAGUAUGGAGCCGAUGACUUUGAUGCUAGGGUACAGCGCGGAAUAUGUUCGUGAACUCUGCUCCUCAGCACUCGAGGCAAUAUUGACUGGUGGCACAAACGGAUAUCUGAAUUGGCGAGUUGUUUAUGGUCAAGUUCAAUUGGCGUAA